This is a messenger RNA of Symbiodinium natans, 324 nucleotides long. Lineage: Eukaryota; Dinophyceae; Suessiales; Symbiodiniaceae. The record is from the annotation of a GenBank genome assembly.
AUGAUUAACAACAUGUUUUGGAAUUUUGGCAUGGGGAAGGCGAUGCAGGCGCAGCAGCUGCCGCGGCAACAGCCACGGUCCGCUGAGAUGGAAGGCCUCACGCCAGAUGCAGCAGCGUUUGCGGCAUCCAUGAACCUGGACGGUAAGGUGCAGCAGGCCCUGGCCGCACUGGACGGCGAAGCUCAGAGAAUCGCCAUCGGACUGGUGGACCUCCAGGCCGCGCGCAACCCCUCGGCCGUGAUGUGGUCCAUGGUGAAGAGGUUACGCGAAGCGCGGGCCGAGGCGUGGGAACAUGCAAUCUCGGAUCUGCUUCGGAGCCUCUAG